AUAUAAAGACGAUGUAGAUAUAUUUUUAUUUUUAUUUUUAUUUUUAUUUCAAAGAAGCAUGGGGUUUUGUUGUGUUUCAACUUUCAAAUGAGGUUGCAAUAUAAAUAAGUGAAGAUCUCCCGCGCUAAAAGAGGACCUACAAAAUUCAGAAAACCCGCCAUUUCAACUAGGGCUCCGAGCUUCUUUCUCUUGCUCUCUUUAGGUCUGAUGAAAAUGAGCUCUCCGAAUGACGAGGUGAUGGACCACUUCACGAGGGAGAACGAGCCCACUAUGAUGGAUAUCGAGCGAUCGGAUGCUAUCGAAGAAGACGAUCCGUUUCUUAAAUUCAUCGACUACGCUAAAUCGAUUUUGUACGAGAUUGCUGGUCAAUCAGAGGAGGAAGACCCCAUGCGGUGUCCGAGCUGGAGCUGGAUCGCGACUCGGAUUCUCAGAACCUGUGUCGCGUAUUCGAGCGGCGUGACGCCUGCUAUUCUCCUCUCUGAGCUUUCUCUGGCCUGGAAUGAGCAAAACAAAAGUGGAGCUCCGAAAAAACAGUCUGAUGUUAUUGCCAAGUUGAAGAAGAAGCACAAGAGAGGGAAGCUAGCGAACACUAUUACAAUUGAUUCAAUAUAUGAGAAAAAAUUCUUACAGUUGAGCAGUGUGAUUGAAGCAAUUAUAGUUGAUGCUUUUGUUCUCCCAGGAACAGAUAUUUGCAUGCUGACUUUGGGUGAUAUCUGGAGCUCCAACACUAUAGAUCUGUAUCUUCAUGGGAGGUUCUAUAAUAUUGCUGAUCCGAGAACUGGUCUUCUGAAGAAAGGCAGGGAAGUUCUCUUGACUGGGUGCUAUCUUCGGAUUUCCGCAGGGAGUUCAGGAUGCCCACGCCUUUUGCCUACUGAAUAUUUUGUUGUACUGUUGGAUGAGGAUGAAGAUUAUGAUGCCAUGCUUCUUGGAGCACAAUUUUGUGCUGAUUCGUUUUCUUCAAUUUCUCUUGAUGAAGUAAAUGAAGGAGCCUCGCUUUCACUGUAUGCAAGAAUUGAACAUAUAGGACCAUUGGAAGUCCUGGGUAAAUAUGGCAGUUUACAGAGGAAACAAAUUACUCUUGUUGAUAAUGAUGGUGUGAGAUUAAAUUUUUCUCUCUGGGGAGAGCAGGUACUCAUUGCCAAUCUGUUCAGCAUUGGAAGUAUGCUUGCGUUGGAUAAGCCAUUCAUUAAUAGUUCCCUUGAAACAAGCAAUGAACUUUGCCUGGAAUAUGGUAGUGCGACUCAGCUAUAUUUGGUGCCUAUUAUUUCGCACAAAGAACAAGUCUCCGUAGCACUGACACAGAACCAUUUUCAAGGAUCAAGACUGCUAAACUCCUCAAAUUUGAGCGAGGGACCAUUAGUUUCUCAAGUGACGUUACCUUGUGAUUCUCACGGUUCCAUUGACUUCAACAAUUACCCCUUUCGAUCAUAUGUUGUUGAUCUACGAGAUAAAAUGAUGGGGAUUAGCAUAUACGGUAUUGUUACAGACAUAAGAGCAUCUAAAGACAUUUUCUCUCUGAGGAUUGAAGAUGCUACUGGAGCAAUAUGGGCAAAGCUACACUUUGUAAAAUCUUGGUCACUUGGGAAACUAGGGAAAGGCCACACAGUCUACAUAUCUGGUUUAAGCUCUUCACUUACUCCGCGAAAGAGUCUUGAAUUAUCAUGGUAUGAGAAUAGUGGUGGAUCAUCAUUCUUUAACUUGAGCUGCUUGCUAGCUUUCCUCAACACGCCAACUCUUCACAGAUUAUUGUCCCUCUCUGAUCUAUCCAUCCAUACAAGGGGUGUGCAAGUAUGUCGAGUGUGGCUAGAUCAGAUCGAACAUUGCCACGUGGAUACGAGAUUUAUGCACACAAUUUGUGGUCAUCUUGUUGAGAAAGCACCUAAUGUAGAGGUUGAAUGCAAAUUCUGUGGCAGAGGUUGCGACGGCGAAGUGGAAUGUACGUUCCGUCUGGAAGUUACUAUUGCGGAUGAGACGGGAAAGGUCUUCGCUUCGUGUGUAGGCCAAACUGCUGCCGAGCUACUGCAGAUUUCACCCGAUGAGUUCGCUCAGUUGCCCGAGGAGGAACAAAUCAUGUAUCCGUCGUCACUCGAACAGGAAAAGUUCGUCAUAGCAAUCGUCAACUGCAGGAGGAAACAACGGUGUGAAGGAUUUAUGGCGCAAGAUCAAAGCACGGCUGAUUGGGAAGUUACUCGCGCAAUCAAGUGUUGCGAGUAAAUCGAUCAAUGUUUCUCUAUAUGUAUGCAAACGAGUUGGCAACGAACGAAAACUUUUUGAUGAUAUAAUAAGGCAUAAUUAAUAUUUUUUGCUAAAAAUUGAA
Molecule: messenger RNA, 2317 nt
Organism: Salvia miltiorrhiza (redroot sage)
Lineage: Eukaryota; Viridiplantae; Streptophyta; Magnoliopsida; Lamiales; Lamiaceae
Exons: 13
Coding region: 208-2214 (668 amino acids)
Source: RefSeq, a predicted model, not a curated record